CCACCCCAUGGCUCUGCAAUGAUAUGGCCAUUUUAUAAUGAGAAAAAUGAGCAUACAUUUGCUGACUCUCCCGGGGCCGCCUGGGCACUGCUCUGCCAGCCAGCAGCGGUGGAUUUACAGUGCCAAGCUGCCCAGGCAGGCAGAUCGUGGGGACUGCAGGAGAAGAACCGGCCUAAUUGGCACAAUCACCUCCUGAUCCUGCUAAUAAAACAGUGGCCUAGUCCCAGCACUGCUCGGAAGCCGGGCUCAGCUGAGCCCCCUGCUCACAUCUACGCUGCCAGCCUGUCCCGGGGAAACAUUUUGGUGAGUUGCGCUUGGCCACGUGUGCAGCCUGUCACUCUGCCUCUCUUUCCUCCUGGGUCAGAUGGUAAGGCCUUACCCCCUGAUCUACUUCCUCUUCCUGCCGCUGGGCGCCUGCUUUCCUCUGCUGGACAGAAGAGAGCCCACAGACGCCAUGGGUGGCCUCGGAGCCGGAGAACGCUGGGCCGACCUGGCCGCGGGGCCCCGACCCCACUCCGUGUGGGGUUCCUCUCGGUGGCUGAGAGCUUCACAGCCACAGGCCCUGCUUGUCAUAGCCAGGGGGCUGCAGACAUCGGGCAGAGAGCAUGCUGGCUGCAGAUUCCGCUUCGGGAGGCAGGACGAAGGCGGUGAGGCCACCGGCUUCCUCUCUGCUGCGCGGGAGAAGACCAGCGGCCCGUUAGGGAACCUGGCUGAGGAGCUCAAUGGCUACAGCAGGAAGAAAGGCGGCUUCAGCUUCCGUUUCGGUCGGCGGUGAAGGGCCAGGACGCCUUGGAAGGAUUUGCUUCUUGGACUCACCCCCGUUGUCUUCACUCCUGCCUUCUCCCCCAGUCUCAAAGACCACGACACCCAGAUGAUGUAGGCAUGGUUACGAUGAACAAUCCACGGUAGGACAGGUUAGGUGUGUGCUUACUUUUGAUUUCCAACUUUGCUGAAGCAAAAAACUAGGCAGUGUCGAAAAGGAGGCUGUCUUGGAGCCUCCGUCGUCCCAGCCUCUCUCUUCCCCUGGGGCUUUGACUCCGAGCAGCCCCCUGGCCCCAGGGGAACGGAGCUGAGGCUGUGGCUGGGCCAUGAGUGUGAAUAGCAGAGCGAGGCAGCGGGCUGAGUGCUUACAGUUGGGUAAUCAAAGUUGUGACAGUCUCUAUAGGGACGACUGCGGCUGACAUCAGAGUGCAAAUGAGUGCAUUCCACUGGGUACAGAGGAUGGUUCUGAAAGUUAAAAAUGGGAAAAAAGAACCCGAUCCCCUUCUCCAUGCCAUGAGCACAAGAUCCCCCUGGCAAGAAGCCCCUGCUGUGGUUUGCCUGCCCCUCUGACCACAGCCGUUCUCCGCGGCCCAGUGUUAGCCCGGCCAGGAGUCUCCUGGCAGAUGCGUUGGGAAGGAAUCCGUUUUUGCUAUAGCAAGGUUUCAUUUCACAUGUUCAAAAUCAGAAUAUGUCGUGUGUACCUUUUCAAAUAAAAGUUGUGACAACUGCAAAACCAUACUGGAAUGCUGGCCUCCCCCAUAGUCUGAGUUCUGGGUGCCUUGCCUUUCGGGAGAUGGAGCUCCUGUUGACUGGACCCAAACACCCCUCCUCUAGAUCCCCGUAACCGGCAGUCGGUCAAAGGGGCGGAGGAACACAGCACAUGUGCUUUUCACUUCCACUGGGCUGCUCCUUCCCAGGUUUCCUAAGAGCAAGGAACAUUCGGAAAACAACUUCUCUGCCCCGGGGAGAGCCCAUGCUCAGCCGGGAGCGGCUGCAGGCCCGGGGCCAGGCAAAGCAUCCGUUUCAAACGCGCCUUUGGUGUCUCCUGCAUCCCAUCCCGUGUCAGAGGCGGCGGUCGGAUGCGGCUCACUCCCGGGCUGGCUUCCGCUGCUGAGAUGAGAACUUACAUUGAUGUUACUAUGGCAACCCCUCCCCUCCUCCUUUCGAGCUGCAGCUUGCCCCUGUUCACAAUUGAAUAAUUUCCCAUUGAGCUGUCACAAUUAAUUGGUGGAUUUUUAUUAGCCUUUUAGAACCACACUGGGCUGGGCCCAGCUUGGCACCUUGGAGUAUUUCACAGUGUUUUCCAUGCUAUUAGUGACUUAUACUCCUCAGUAGCAGCUCUCAAUCCUUGGCAGCCAGAAAGCCACUUCAUUAAGGGGUGACAGAUCUGAGCCACAAAGAACCAACCUGACUGGGGAGCAGAAUGGGUGCUGAGAUGGGAGAGAACACCGGAGUCAGAACAUCACCCGGUAUGAAAGCUGCCGCCUUCUCCAGGAGCUCCUCACCGCUUCCCCACCACUUCCCACACAGAAACUAGCCCCCCAGGCUUGGCGCAUGUGCCCUGAGUCUUAGGGCUGCUGUGAUGGGGACAAGACAAUGAUUCCUGAGGCUGGUGGGGGGGUGGGGCACAUUGUUCUCUUGGGCUCUGCCACUGUCUGAGGACAGAGUGGUUCAGGAUGCUGCCUGCAAAGGGAUGUUGUCACUGCUUGCUAACAUGACACUGAUGGGGACGAACACAUCCCCAGGGUCCUUGCUGUAAGGACGGCCCUGGCACAGGGUGAACGGACAGAUUCGUUCACCGCAGGUGUGCACACGCACCCCAUUCUGCUUGGCUUAAGGGAGGGGGAGGCGGUAAGCUAGAUCUAUCCCUCCCUUGGCUCAUUCACGCAAAGCAGCCAGAGAUGUGCUCACCGGAGACCGGGUGAAACACAGCAGGCUGAGGGCAGAGGGACGCCCUGACGCACGGUCCCCUGGCCACUCGUCACUUGCCAACUUCUGCAAGUGAGCAAGGAGCCACCCACAGCCAGUACUUUAGAGAACACCGAGGCUGAGCCACCCUGCACAUUCCACAGGCUCUUUGGGGAUGCACUGGCUGGUUGUUAAUUUAGCAGGAUUAGAUUAACCUUGAUGGAAAAACCUGAGAUAAAGAACAUGGGGGCGGGGGAUGCCUUCAAAGCAGUGGAUAUGCUGUCAUUAUGCUUUUAUCAUUUUAAAAAACCCAACAAAGCUAUUCUUUCCAGUUUGCUUGUACACUUGAGCUCAGUAGCCCUGAAAAUCCGAACAAUCAAGCUGCUAAGGGCACUGCUGUCAAAUCAACUCCCGCUGGGCUUGGCUAAGCCUCCUCUUUAACCCUGUGCCCCGCGGCCAAGCCCACCAUAUCUGUCAAGGUCUUUGGGCCUCUCAUGCCACCACAGCGCCCCCUCAGCCCUCGCUCUCUCCUCCACAGAUAAGAUUACCCCUCUCCAGGACGGUGAAGGUGAGACUCCAGAAAACAUUUAUUUUGGAAUCAGAGAGAUGAAGCUCCCCUGAGCGGUGCUGGCUCACUCCACCUGGCCCGGCAGUUCUAACUCCUCCAGCCCAGAGCACCUGCGAGCUGCCAGCAUCUGCUCGUUACAUUUAUCCAAGACACAAGGCGGUCUUCAUCUUGGUGUGUAGAUCUAAAGGUAUUUAGCUAUCAAGAUGAAUGGAAAAUAUUUGUCUUUUCCUGUAUGUUUGAAAUAUUAAUACAAAUAUUUAAGAAAAAACCCCAAACAAAACAGGCUCCUGGGGACAGUCAGCCAUAGACAGCUCUUGUAGUAAUCAAGAGGGAAGCCACCUCGUCCUAACUUUGCCCCAGUGCCAAAGACGCUGCUUGGCAGAUUUCACUGAUGACCCCAAACCUGACAUGGUACUUUCCAGCUUCUGGGUAGGGAGCAGGGGCAUGCCCUGUGCUGCUGGUGCUCCUCCAAUCUGCAGCUCCUUGGCCCCUCGGAAAUGCCCUCCCAGAAAAAGAGCUCAGAGAUUUCCCUGAUUACAGCAGUGAUAUCAACUGGAGUGUGGGGGCAGGGGAGCAAGACAUUAGGUGACCCCCAGGGACGAGGGCAGUGCUGACAGGGGCACUGUGGUCAGCCUGGUCUCACCUAAUGUCUUCUCAUACGAGGACGUUUAGAGUUUGCUUCCCCAGGGCACUCCGUUUAGAAAGGCCUCCUGAAAUGAUCUCUGUGGCCCAAGGAGCUGGGCUGGCUGUAAUACUUGGCUGCUUCUCUUCCACUGUGGAGGGAGAAAUCCGGCCCUGGGCACAGUUCUCUCCUGGUCCUGUUGGGGCUGUCUGCACUGUCUACUAAUUAGGCUGCCGUGGUAGGCACCAGCUGAUACAUGUUGUGUGACCUUGGCCGAGCUGCUUGACAUCUCUGAGCCUCUCAGCUUCCUUACCUGUCAGAGGAGGACAGUAACAAAAACUCUCUCAUUAAAAAAAAGUGGUGGGCUUGGCCAGGUGCGAUGGCUCAUGCCUGUAAUCCCAGCACUUUGGGAGGCUGAGGUGGGUGGAUCUCGAGGUCAGGAGAUAGAGACCAUCCUGGCUAAUAUGGUGAAACCCCAUCUCUACUAAAAAUACAAAAAAUUAGCCGGGAGUGGUGUCGGGCACCUGUAGUCCCAGCUACUUGGGAGGCUGAGGCAGGAGAAUGGUAUGAACCCGGGAGGCGGAGCUUGCAGUGAGCCGAGAUGGCGCCACCGCACUACAGCCUGGGUGACAGUGUGAGACUCCGUCUUAAAAAAAAAAAAGUGGUGGGCCGGGCGCGCUGGUUCAUGCCUGUAAUCCCAGCACUUUGGGAGUCCAAGGUGGGCGGAUCAUGAGGUCAAGAGAUCGAGACCAUCCUGACCAACAUGGUGAAACUCCGUCCCUACUAAAAAUACAAAAAUUAGCCAGGUCUGGUGGUGCGCACCUCUAGUCCCAGCUACUCCGCAGGCUGAGGCAGGAGAAUCGCUUGAACCCAGGAGGCAGAGGUUGCAGUGAGCGGAGAUUGUGCCAUUGCACUCCAGCCUGGGAGACAAGAGCGAAACUCUGUCUCAAAAAGAAAAAAAAAAUUUUUUUUGAGACAGGGUCUCACUCUGGAGCUGGAAUCCAGUGGCACGAUCAUAGCUCGCUGCAACCUCCACGUCCUGGGCUCAAGCAAUCCUCCCACCUCAGCUUCCUGAGUAGCUGGACUACAGGCCCCACUAUACCCAACUUGUUUUUGUAUUUUUUGUAGAGAUGGGGUCUAUGUUGCCCAGGCUGGUCUUGAACUCCUGGCCUCAAGCAAUCCACCCACCUCAGCCUCCCAAAGUGUUGGGAUUACAGGCAUGAGCCACCUUGCCUGGCCUUUUAAGAAAAUGUCUAAUACCUUAGGCUGGUGUUUUGUAAAUAAUAACAAUGGACCUCGAAGGCAGGACUCGAAAUGACCUGGAAACUGCUGGGUGUGUGCACACAGGUGCAUUUUUCUGGGGCUGGGAUCCAGUUUUCAUUAGGUUCUCAGGAGGUUUUGUGACCUAGAAAAGGUUAAGAAACCACUGUCUUGGAAUGGCUAGACUAAACUAAGCUCUAUAAGCUCAGGUGACACCCAUGAAAGAUCCCCAUUUGGGAGAAGAGAGGCGUCUUCCUCCACAAUGGCCCAGU
This is a messenger RNA of Gorilla gorilla gorilla (western lowland gorilla), 5392 nucleotides long. RefSeq names its product pyroglutamylated RFamide peptide (gene QRFP). The transcript has a single exon. Gene Ontology annotation, molecular function: orexigenic neuropeptide QRFP receptor binding; neuropeptide hormone activity. Gene Ontology annotation, biological process: behavior; neuropeptide signaling pathway. NCBI's taxonomy places the organism in Eukaryota, Metazoa, Chordata, Mammalia, Primates, Hominidae. Bases 365 to 775 code for a protein of 136 amino acids. The record is from RefSeq and is a predicted model, not a curated record.